AUGGAGAAGGGAAACUUCAUCAUGCCUCCGAAAUCUGCACCACCCAAGAAGCCUAUGAGGCGGGAGAGCGUGUCAGGAGAGGUAGGACUCAAGGCAGACAAGAAAAAGGACGACGAUGCUCAGAGCGGUUUCAAGGAGUUCACCUACAAGUUGGACCCCUCGGUCGAGCAGAUGUCAACGCACUUCGAGAUGGAGGGGAACCUGCUUCACAACGAGAGCGAGGAGGGAAAGAAGAUCUUGGCGGAGAAGGCGGCGAAGGAGGAGGCGAGAAGGCGAGCGGCUGAGAACGAGUCGCUGGGAGCCGGAGAAGGGUAUCACGACGACAAACCCCACCGGAAUCAGUUCAACUUCUCCGAUCGCGCUUGUCAGACUGCAGCUCCUCCCAUGCGCGACCGCGAGAUCUUCACGCAGCCUCCUCCCUCCAUCUCCUUCGGAAACACUGUCACUCUCUGCGAAGUGUUCGAUGCCUACACGGAAGAUCUUGAGCGACAGAAGAUUGCCAAAGAGCGAGCCGCUGUUGCUGCAAAAGUUUCAAAGAAUGUUCAGAAGACGGAAGAGGUCAUGUGCCUGGACUUCCAUCCCACGCACGCCUCCCUCCUCGCCGUUGGAUGCUACGAUGGAACAGUGAUGAUCUACGACAUCCGAAGCAAGACCAACAAGCCUCUCUUCCAGUCGACUGUCAAGACCGGCAAGCACACAGAUCCUGUCUGGCAGGUGAUGUGGCAGCAGGAGGAUCUCUCAAAGAAUCCAAACUUCUUCAGGAGCAAGAACGAGCUGCAGCACACUGACGUGAUGGAGCUAAAGCUGGCAGGGAUAGUCAGCGAGGAGGGAGAAGAGCACGAGGAAGCUUCGCUUGUCGGCCUCGCAGGAGGAUGCUGCAUUGACUUCAACAGCAAGAGCGAGCACUUGUUUGUGGUGGGCACUGAAGAAGGAAGAAUUCAUAAGUGCUCCAAGGCAUAUAAUUCGCAGAUCCAUGUCUUCGACCUUGCUGAGAAUAAACAUGAGCCAAUGUGCGACCAGAAAGUUGUGCGAAAGAGCAAGCUCACCCAUCUUGCGUUCAAUCCCAAGCAUCCCAUCCUCAUCGUCGGCGACGAUCACGGAGGAGUUUUAUGUCUCAAGUUCUCGCCCAACCUCAGGAAGACGGAGGCACAGAAGAGAGCGGAGGCGAUGAAGAACGAAGGAGCAGAGCAAGUGAAGAAGCCUCCUCCCAAGAAGAAAGGAGGAGGAGAGGCGGCGGAAGACGAUGACAAGAAGAAGCAAGUCAACCCUGCGGAGCUGGAGAUGGAGAAGCUUGAGAAGAUCCUUGGCAUCUCCUCCGUGGAGCCGGUCAAGAACGCCCCUCCUGCUGCCGCCUAG
This is a messenger RNA of Guillardia theta CCMP2712, 1356 nucleotides long. RefSeq lists its product as hypothetical. Gene Ontology annotation, cellular component: outer dynein arm. Gene Ontology annotation, molecular function: dynein heavy chain binding; dynein light chain binding. NCBI's taxonomy places the organism in Eukaryota, Cryptophyceae, Pyrenomonadales, Geminigeraceae. Gene Ontology annotation, biological process: outer dynein arm assembly; cilium movement. The record is from RefSeq and is a predicted model, not a curated record. The transcript has 22 exons. The coding region runs from base 1 to 1356 and encodes 451 amino acids.